Molecule: messenger RNA, 2726 nt
Organism: Gadus macrocephalus (Pacific cod)
Lineage: Eukaryota; Metazoa; Chordata; Actinopteri; Gadiformes; Gadidae
Gene: lrrc31
Product: leucine rich repeat containing 31
Exons: 10
Coding region: 357-2168 (603 amino acids)
Molecular function (GO): protein binding
Source: RefSeq, a predicted model, not a curated record
AGCAACAGUUUACAAACGGCCCCCAUAUUUUGAAUGUCACUGAAGUGUGUUACAUUCGUUACAUGCAGACAGCGCUGGUGUUUGUUUACCAAAGGUGUGCUCCCACUUCCGGGUUGAUGGGGCACCUGAGCAGCACAUGACCCUCCCCGCUACGUGAAGACCGACCGGCUGAGAAUCACCAUACUUUGAAACAACACAAAAGAUAUGAAGCGUCAGAAGUGUGUCCAAACGUUAUUGUCAUAGACGCCGAGGUUAUGUUGAUUGUUCGUCAACGUCGAUACAGUUGAAUUGAACCUCUUGAUUUUAGUUGGGAGGUCCAGCUGAGAUCUUCAGACUUCGCCGGUCUUCAGUGUGGAAUGGAUUCUGAGGGCCAGAAAGGGUGGGAGGUGGGCGUGAAGUUCUCUCCCCUGGACCUCAUCAUGAACCAGAUCCGGAGGAAACGCUCGGCCACAGACAGGAAGACCUCAGCUCGCUUCCUGUCUCGCUCCUCAUCAGGCAGAGUUGUGAUCUCUGACCACAGAGAGACGGAUGGCAAAGAGGGGCGUGAUGGAGCCUCGGAUUCGGACAGAUCAGUGUGUGAAGGCCUGAGGGUUUCUGUGACUCCAGCGGUUCCCGAGGCGAUGGAGAGCGAGGCAGACCAGGGAUGGGGCCGUCUGUGUCUCUUCCUCCAGAGGUUGGGGAAGAAGGCGGACAGCCGCGGCCUGAACCUGGCCCACUGUGACCUCACCGCCACAGACCUGCUGGAGCUUGCCACGUUGCUCCACUGUCUGCCUCAGCUAGAGGAGGUUGACCUCUCCUGGAACAACCUGAUUGGUGGCUCCCUGUCGUCCCUGACCUCUCACCUCCAACAAGUGGGCAGGGUGCGAACCCUCCGGCUCUGCAGCUGCAGGCUGAAUGCAGAUGACAUCGUGUCGCUAGGCGCCGCUCUGCCGUCGGUUCCCCUCCUGGAGGUGCUGGACGUGUCCUGGAACGUGGGUGUCGGAGGCGGAGGGUUGCAGGGCCUGCUGGGUAAAGUCCCCCCCUCUCUGAGAGAGCUCCAUGUGCAGGCCUGCCAGCUCACUACCGCAGACGCCCCUCUACUAGGAGACCUGGUGGGCAGGUUGCCCAAGCUGUGUGUCCUCGACGUGUCCGGUAACCCGCUGCUCGCUGAGGACACCCAGGAGUCAGACACCGGAGGUUUUGGACAACUGGCAGCCUCACUCUCCCACGCCCCCUGCCUCUCCAGGCUGGUACUGCAGGGCUGUGGGCUGACGUCUCACAGCCUCAAAUCUCUUGGUGGUACGCUCCAGCAGCUCCCCGCGCUGCGUUUGUUGGACCUGUCCUGUAACAAAGGCCUGUCUGGUGGACUUUCCCAGCUGACGGCUCACCUGGCUCUCCUCACACACCUGGAGAGCCUGGACCUGCACCUCUGCAACCUCACCCACGCCGACCUGCAGGCCCUGAUCCAGGUGGUCCCUUCCCUGGGCAGGUUAACAGAGCUUGACGUGUCGUCCAAUAAGGAGGUUGGGGGCGUGGUCCAUUCUCUUGUCUCCUCCCUGCUGCUGCCACAGCUCAGACGCCUGCCACUCAACAGUUGUAGCCUGACUGCAGAGUCUUUCACAGCCUUUGCUUUGGCGGUGCCGUACCUCAGCAGCGUGGAGGUGUCCUGGAACAAGGUGGUUGGCGGUCGCCUCGCGCUGCUAUUGGAUGCCCUAGAGCCAUCAGUCAUCAAGGAGCUCCGCCUCUCCAGCUGUCAUCUCACCAGCGAUGACCUGGGUCACCUCGCCGAGGUGUGUGGGCGGGGCUUGCUCUCCUCUCUGCGGGUGCUGGACCUCUCCUACAACGGCCAGGCGGCGGCGGGAGCAGAGGCCUGGGCCCCGCUCUUCACCGCCGGGGGCCUGGGCGGCCUGGGCUCCCUGGAGGUCAUGGACCUCAGCCUGCGCCCCGCGGCCUCCGCGUCCUCCGCCGCCUGGCUGCCGUCCCUGCUCUCCUCCCUGCCCCGCCUCCCGGCCCUGACCCACCUGGCCAUGCUGCGGUGGGGCCUGGGGGAGCAGGCCCAGGGCCAGCUCCGCCACUCCCUCAGGAAGAGGGCCCUCCACGUGGAGUGGGACCCCCCCACCGGGGCCGGGGGCCAGGCCCCCCCACCGGGAGAUCAGGACGGACCAGAGGAGGCGCUCUCUGAAGAGUAGCCCUGGAAAAGGGUUUGAUUAUUGGGUUGAAAGAAAUAAGGGAGGGGCUGGAAUAGAGCAGGAUUUAAUUUGAUUGGCUGAGAGAAUAAGAAGAUUUGAGGGUAGUGAUUUGUUUUUUUUGAAGGACCCCUAUUUGCCAGGUGUGAACGUGAUUGGCCAAGAUGAUGCAAAGCCGGUCUACCAGCAGCAGCAAUGAGGCUACCACUGAAAUAAUUGAGUUGAUGGACAAUUAUUGCAUUAAAUCAACAAUGCUGUUUCUUUGAAUGUUGGAAAGGUUUGGAAGAGUUUAUGGUUUUUUAUUCAAAGUUUUAGAUACAUGAUUUAUACACUUUUCUUGGCUAAUAAAAUGACCUGGCAGUCAAAGGAACUUAAUAUUGAUUUUGCUGUAAUUUGAUGCAGAAUUGUUCAGUAUCUAAAACAGUCAUUUUGUAUUUUUCUUGAUUGAAGCACAUUUCAACACACCGAGCACUUUAAGAAUAUUUCUGAUGCACACAAAAACAACGAAAGAUCAUGUAGAAAAUAGGAUUUUUUAAAUAAACGUCCAUCUUGUUUCACUAA